Molecule: messenger RNA, 2066 nt
Organism: Cariama cristata (Red-legged seriema)
Lineage: Eukaryota; Metazoa; Chordata; Aves; Cariamiformes; Cariamidae
Product: protein MMS22-like
Exons: 13
Biological process (GO): double-strand break repair via homologous recombination; replication fork processing
Cellular component (GO): nuclear replication fork
Source: RefSeq, a predicted model, not a curated record
GAAACGAUGGACGAUGACUUUGUGGCUUCCUCCACACCCCCGUUUCUCACUGAAAGCUUGGAGAUGGCAAUGGAAGUGGAGAAUGAGAACUCAAAGCCGCCUUGUUUUUCCUGUGCUUUUGACAACCAAAAUGGAGGGAGAGGCUUCUCUACAGAGUCUUAUUUAGCAAGUGGGUCUCUUAAGAGGGUUUUGCUGAGACUAGAUCCUUCUCCAAAUGACUACGAAGAUGAUGUAGUGGAAAUGUUUGGCUUUCAGUGGGUUACUGAAAUGGCACUGGUUGAGUCCUGUGGACUUCUCUUUGGAUUACUUAGGCAACAGAUACACAGACUGGAAAACCUAGUACAAAUGAGUUCAUCUGAUUUUGGUCAAGCUGCAAACUUGCACUCUGAAGCAGAGAGCAUCAGACAGCAAUGUGUUGAGUUUUUGCGUUAUGUGAAAGUUUUCAUCUUCAGGUAUCUGGAACCCCCUAAAGUGGAAAAUGAGGAAAUGCUCCAUCCAUAUGAAGAACUAGAAGUGCAGUUACCAUCAAUGCUGGUGGAAGAGCUUCAUGCUUUGACCAUGCACAUUGGCCACCUUUGUGAACUCCCUAGCAGUGUCUUGGCAGCAUUUACUAUUCAACAUCAGGCAAAGGUCUUUCCACCAUCAUGGCAUUUACUACAUCUCCACUUGGAUAUGAAUUGGCUAAUACUGGAACUUCUUCAUGUACUAGGUGAAAAAAUGAUGAGACAAGUUGUAUAUGCUAACCGUUUCGUAAAUCUAACCGGAGAGAAUUUAACCAGUAUCAGUUUAUUUGAAACACACUGUGGAAAUCUCAUAUCUGAUUUAAUAAGCUUGUCCAUCAACAAGUAUAUAAAGGUGAGACCUUCUGAGGCUCUUACUAGUCACCAUUAUCCCUGUGCCUGCAUUAAAGAGUUAUGGAUUCUACUUAUUCAGCUGCUGGACCACAGAAAUAAAGGGUCUCACACAGAGAGUUUCUGGAGCUUGGUGAACAAAACUCUAAAGAAUAUCUUUGAACGGCCAAGUAGUUCUGAAAGGAUGUCUAGUUUUGAAACAAUUCAGUGUAAAGACCCAUUGAGUUUUAGCUGGUGGAUUAUUAGUCAUCUGGCAUCACUCUACCAGUUUGACCGUAAUGGAAAUCUAGAUGAAAAGAAGCAGAAGGAAUCCAAUUGGAAAUUUGUGGAAGAACUCCUCAAAAAAUCCAUUGAUGCUCAAACUGGUGUGUUAGAGGAAAACUUACGAAUGCAUCUUCAGUGCUGUUUGACUUUGUGUACUUUCUGGGACUUGAACCUAUCUAUUGUCACCAUACUCUGGGAUUAUUACAGCAAGAACCUGAACAGUUGCUUUACUGUUCCUUGGCUUGGUCUGAAGGGUCUGGCAAAUGUCAGUAAAACUUCUUUGUCAAUGCUUGAGUUGGUGAAAAGUUGCUGUUGUGAACAGCAGAUCCCCGCCCUGUACGAGUCCAGCAAUAGUUACUUCAUUUUUCUCAGCAUUUUGGCAUGGAUGAUGAAAGAAGGAGAGAAGAGUGGCGUGCGCCCUUGGAAACAAAUUAAAGGACGAAUUUAUUCCAAGUUCCAUCGGAGAAGAAUGCAGGAGCUGACAGAAGUGGGGCUGCAGAACUUUUUUAACCUGUUCCUCUUGCUGGCAAUUGUUGCAGAGACAGAAGAUAUAGUGAGUCGAGUGUUGGAUCUUUUGGAUUUCCUGACUCCAUCCUCCAUCACUGUGUCUCGGAGAGCUCUCAUCUGGAGAGGUCAUUUUGCCUUCCUUUUAAUUUAUGUUGAGAAGAACAUGGACAUUAGUGUCCUAGCUGAGAAACUCUCAAAUGCUUUCAGUGAGAAGGCAAAGGAGUUUUUAGUAACCAAAAAUGACUACAUACAGAAACAAAAUCUCUGGACUCUACUUUCAACCUACAUUGAUGGUGUCCAAGAAGUGUUUGAGACCAGCUGCUAUUUGAGCCUUUCUGAGGAAAAGUUGCUCAAUGAUGGCUUUACUAUGCUGCUGCCUGCUUGUCGAGGAGCUGAACUGAGUAUGGUCCUAAAUUUUCUUCAGGUUGUUAUAGCCAGACUUCG